Trypanosoma rangeli is the source of this 1206-nucleotide messenger RNA. Its product is annotated as putative actin-related protein 2. Lineage: Eukaryota; Euglenozoa; Kinetoplastea; Trypanosomatida; Trypanosomatidae. The transcript has a single exon. Gene Ontology annotation, molecular function: actin filament binding. The record is from RefSeq and is a predicted model, not a curated record. Gene Ontology annotation, biological process: Arp2/3 complex-mediated actin nucleation. Gene Ontology annotation, cellular component: actin cortical patch; Arp2/3 protein complex. Bases 1 to 1206 code for a protein of 401 amino acids.
AUGAGCACUGAAAAGCGGCCAGUGGUCCUUGACAAUGGCAGUGGUUUUAUAAAGUGUGGCUAUGCCGGCGCCAACUUCCCCACUGCCGUUUUUCAGACUUCGCUUGGUCGCCCCGUGUUGCGAUCAACAAAGCACUGCAACCAUAGCAGUAGCGUCGGUGGAAACACGCACGUGGAUCCGAUAGUGCGUGAUCUUAUAUUUGGGGACGACUGUAGCGGUAUGCGGCACCUGCUUGACAUGACGUACCCGAUUCGAAAUGGCAUCAUUCAGAACAUGGAUGAAAUGUGUCUUUUGUGGGAUUAUACCUUUGGAGAACGGCUUCAGAUAGACCCUACGGAGCAUCGUUUGCUGCUCUCAGAGGUGCCACUUUUUAGCAGCAAGUAUCGUUGCCAUUUGUACGAAGUGAUGUUUGAGAAUUACAACUUUACGGCGAUUCAAUCAGCCGUGCAGGGGACGUUGUCCCUCUUCUCUAAUGGUCUACAAACAGGCGUUGCGGUGGAAAGUGGAGAGGGUAUCUCGCAUUGCACGCCCAUAUUUGAAGGGUACGCCCUGCCCAGGGCGAAUCGUCGCGUUGACCUUGGCGGGCGCAACAUUACAGAAUUUCUCAUUCGACUUAUGCAGCGGCGUGGGUAUAGUUUUAACCAGAGCAGUGACUAUGAGACGGUGCGACGAAUGAAGGAACGCUUCUGCUACGCGGCAGUAGAUACUCAGCUCGAGAAGCAGCUUGCCCUUGAGACAACCGUGCUGGAGCAGAAUUUUCUGCUUCCAGAUGGAUCUUCCUGUAGUAUCGGGCAAGAGCGCUUUGAGGCGACGGAGGCGUUGUUUCAACCCCACUUGAUAGACAUCGAGUGCGAUGGACUAUCGAUGCAGCUGUGGAACUGUAUACAGGCUGCCGACAUCGAUGUGCGGGCGCAGUUGUACAGUCAUGUUGUGCUUUCUGGUGGCUCGACGAUGUUUCCAGGCCUUCCGACACGUAUUGAGAAGGACAUGCGUACACUUUUUUUGGAGAAGGCGUUGAAGGGCGACCGGUCACGUCUUAGACACUUUAAACUUCAGGUUGAGGAUCCACCGCGGCGGAAACACAUGGUGUUUCUUGGCGGAGCGACAUUGGCGGCGUUGACAGCGGAGCAGCCAGAGAUGUGGUUGACUCGGACGGAGUGGCAGGAAGGGGGUGCGUCGGCAGUGCGGGCCCGUUUUGGUGCCUAG